UCACACCCAGCAGCAGCCUGCGGACCGAUGAUGUCAGUGUUUCUGGGCUGUAGGAGUUCGUGUAUCACCAUGUGUUCCGACACAGAGUGAGUGAGUAGGCCUACUGCUGCUGCUGCUGGCCGUCAGCAGGCAGAGGAGAGAGGAGAGAGGAGAAGAGGAGGGGAGGAAAAGUGUGUUUACACAGACGCCAAACUGCCUGGGGAAUCGUCGGGGAGAGGAAGUCAGCCGGCUCUGUGUCUGCCUGCUCCAACUUCCUGCUCAGAGAAAGAAAAAGCCCAGGAUCCUAUUUCAGUCCAGCACAACUGUGUAGACCAGAAGUAAAGCAUGGAAAAACAAGGAAUCACACAAGCUUCACCGUAAAGUUACAGAGGGAAAACACCGAGCCACAGAUCGCAGGUAUGGACAGUGCGAUCACUCUGUGGCAGUUCCUGCUGCAGCUGCUGCUGGACCAAAGUCACAAACACCUGAUAUGUUGGACGUCCACAGACGGAGAAUUCAAGCUCCUGAAGUCAGAGGAAGUGGCCAAGCUGUGGGGGCUACGCAAGAACAAGACCAACAUGAACUACGACAAGCUGAGCAGAGCCCUGCGCUACUACUAUGACAAGAACAUCAUCAAGAAGGUGAUUGGCCAGAAGUUUGUCUAUAAGUUUGUGUCCUUCCCUGAGAUCCUGAAGAUGGACCCUCAGGCGGUGGAGAUGGGCCUGGCUUCUGGAAGGUUUCCCCUUCAGGAAGGAGAGGUCUCAGAGCUGGAGGUAGAGGUAGAGGAGGAAGAAGAAGAGGAAGGCGAAGAGGAGGCCCAGAGGAGGACCCUGGCAGCCCUGGGGGCGCAGCAGUGUCGGAACGACUACCUCCGCUCGGGUCUCUACUCCUCCUUCAGCAUCAGCUCCCUGCAGAACCAGCCUGAACUCCUCCGUGCCCUGAGGGAGCGCCAGGAGGAGCCGCGCUCCGUCAUCCGCUUUGGCAACAACGCCAACGAAAGGAGCUCCCCUCCCUCCGCCAAGCCCGAGUCCUAUGUCUCCCCCAGGUUGUCCAAACUCCAUUCCCCGUCCUCUCCACACACCCAACCCUUCCGGCCCGGCCGAAGCUGGAGCCCCGCAGCCAAGGAGGAAGAGGAGGACUCUGACCAGAGCGCUCAGCCCCUCAACCUCUCCUCUGGGCACAGGGAGCGAGCCCUGCAGCCUCCCGAGAAGAGGAGCAGCAGCAGUGGUAGAAGUAGCUCUACUAGUAGUAGUAGUAACCAAGGAGAUGGACUCCCUCCAAAAAGCAAAAAGCCCAAAGCUCUAGAGAUCUCAUCCCCGUCCCUGCUGCUCGCAGGGACUGACAUCGGCUCCAUCGCCCUCAACAGUCCAGCACUGCCGUCCGGCUCCCUCACUCCUGCCUUCUUCGCAGCACAGACUCACUCUGGUUUGCUGCUGGCUCACAGUCCGCUGUUGUCAGGCAUCCACUUCUGGAGCAGUUUGAGCCCCGUUGCUCCGCUCAGCCCCGCCCGGCUGCAGGGCCACAGCUCCCUCUUCCAGUUCCCCAGCCUCAUCAACGGACACAUGCCUAUGCCGCUGCCAAACCUGGAAGGAACACCCUCAUCCCUGCUCCUGUCCCCCACCACCCACAGAUCCUGAUCCAGGGUCUGUGAAAAGAACUCCCAUCUUCAUCCAUCUCGGUUCUCACCAUCAUUGUCAUCAUCAGCAACGAUCUCUUGUCCGUGUUGUUAAAUUUUGCUUCAGUCCUACGAGACAGUAUGUGACCUCACUUUUUUGCACUUGAGUUGCUUCAGAUUCCAGUGGUUGAAAGCACUUGGUAAAAGCCAUACGCCACGAUGUCUGUGAGACGUCUGGCUCUUUGUGAUAAAGUACAGCACAUUUCCACAUGACCCUGUCCACGAUGGACAGUAGUGACGUGCAGCUAGCUGCAAAAGGCUAGCCAGCCGCUCAUUCUGUGUAGAGAGCUUGGUUGUUUUAAUCUUGUAAAAAAAAAAAAAAAUCUCCUUUUUUCCUUAAGUGUUUAUCACAAUGUGAAACUAGUUGUUUCAUGUGUGGUAUUGUAUGUGUUGUAUGCACUAUGCUUCUCAGAUAGUACCGGCUGUGCCUUGUUGUCCUAUUUUUCUUUUUCCACAAUCUUUUAAUGAAGACGAGAUUUCAAAUCAAUGAAAAAAACCUUUGUAACAUGUUCUUUUUUUAUACUGGACUUGGUAUACAGUUUGUAUUCUGUAUAAUUUUGUAUUGUGAAAAAAAUGUCUUGUCAUUUUCAAUAAAUAAAGCAUUGAAUGCUU
This is a messenger RNA of Sebastes umbrosus (honeycomb rockfish), 2266 nucleotides long. Its product is annotated as ETS domain-containing protein Elk-3-like. Lineage: Eukaryota; Metazoa; Chordata; Actinopteri; Perciformes; Sebastidae. Gene Ontology annotation, molecular function: DNA-binding transcription factor activity, RNA polymerase II-specific; sequence-specific DNA binding. The coding region runs from base 399 to 1616 and encodes 405 amino acids. The record is from RefSeq and is a predicted model, not a curated record. The transcript is spliced from 5 exons. Gene Ontology annotation, biological process: cell differentiation; regulation of transcription by RNA polymerase II. Gene Ontology annotation, cellular component: nucleus.